This is a messenger RNA of Heterobasidion irregulare TC 32-1, 192 nucleotides long. RefSeq lists its product as uncharacterized. NCBI's taxonomy places the organism in Eukaryota, Fungi, Basidiomycota, Agaricomycetes, Russulales, Bondarzewiaceae. The transcript has a single exon. Bases 1 to 192 code for a protein of 63 amino acids. The record is from RefSeq and is a predicted model, not a curated record.
AUGCACACACGCCCGACUUCUAGUCCACCCCUCCGCUCACUCCUCCCUCGUCCUGCAUCAUCGCGGACACCGCAUACGCGCUCGACCCCGCAUCCUCAGAUCGUCACUUCACCUCGUCCUCUUGCUGAUGUGACCUCUCGACCCUCGCGCACGCUCGAACUCUCGUUCGUCGACCGUCCCGUGCUCGAUUGA